Molecule: messenger RNA, 5013 nt
Organism: Brienomyrus brachyistius
Lineage: Eukaryota; Metazoa; Chordata; Actinopteri; Osteoglossiformes; Mormyridae
Exons: 2
Coding region: 3736-4443 (235 amino acids)
Source: RefSeq, a predicted model, not a curated record
CCCCCCCCCCCAUCAAACACUGAAUGCAAUUUCAGUUCAGUUCAGUUUUAUUUGUAUAGUGUGUUUUCACAACAUUACAUCAUCUCAAAGCACUUUAUAGCAUCCCUGCCCAAAGCCCCCAGUGAGCAAGUCAGAGGGGACAGUGGCAAGGAAAAUUACCCUACAAAGAAGAAUCCUUGGGAGGAAUCAGACUGAAAGGGGGAGCCCAUCCUCCAGGGGGUAGCAGAGGAAGCCCUAACCCUAACCAGACUCAAAGGGGGAGCCCAUCCUCCAGGGGGCAGCAGAGGAAGCCCUAACCCUAACCAGACUCAAAGGGGGAGCCCAUCCUCCAGGGGGCAGCAGAGGAAGCCCUAACCCUAACCAGACUCAAAGGGGGAGCCCAUCCUCCAGGGGGCAGCAGAGGAAGCCCUAAUCCUAACCAGAUACAAAGGGGGAGCCCAUCCUCCAGGGGGCAGCAGAGGAAGCCCUAAUCCUAACCAGAUACAAAGGGGGAGCCCAUCCUCCAGGAGGCAGCAGCAGGCCGGAAGGACGUCACAGGUAGUGGAGACGUCGCAGGCAGCAGGGCAGGCAGGAUAUCUUGAAAAUGUGGGGUCUCCAGGCAGCACAGCCCAGGGUGAGUAGGGGAAAUAAAAUGUGCAGUUAGCCAAAGUAGGGGAGACUAGAGGCAGUGCAAACAGUUAGGUGAGUGCAGUAUGUAAGCUCCAGCAAAUAUGGCUAGUAUAGUAUAGUAGAUAUGGCAGCAUAAGUAGGAGGGAGAGGCAGGUGGGAUCGCAGACAUGGGGAGUCCCUGAAAUGUCAGCAGUGCCAGUCUGACACAAUGACAGAAGGUAUGGAAAACAGUGUCACGCUCACUACAGUACAAACAGUGAGACACAGCAUCAGUGAGUAUGAUCCCCAGACCAGUGACCCAGCAACCCACUCAGUGGUGCCAGUCUGACACAAUGACAGAAGGUAUGGAGAACAGUGUCACGCUCACUGCAGUACAAACACUGAGACACAACAGCAGCAUUAAACCGAGACACAAAACUGUUGGUGGGCAGUAUGCAGUGCAGGAUUCUCCACUGGAGGUCCCCUGAACGUUUGGGAAGCCGUCUCUUAUAGAGGAGCCUCCAUGAUGGCAAAAACUCCCCUGGAGCAGCAAAUGGGCCUCCACUUCGUAUCUGGCCUCCCUACAGGAAGUAAAAACAUUUGUUUAUCAUAUGCAAGGCCUCCGCAGCUGCGGAGCAGGGCGAGGGCCACAUGCAUCCACGGCAGGUGUUCGGUGCUGUAAAGCAGUGUCUGUGCACACUGGAGCCUCAUCCCCCUGACCUCGCUCAGCAGAUGAACCAGGCCCUGCCCUCCCUCAGACACUGGCAAAUGAAGAAUCCCCGAAGGGAGCCAGUGGUGCCCAUUCCAGAAGAUAUCAAUGAACCCCUUCUGGACCUGAUGCAGCAGGUCCAUCGGAGGAUCCGGCACCAUGAGUCGGUGCCACAUCAUGUAGGCAGCCAAACUGUUAAUCACCAGCACUCUCCCUCGAUAUGAGAGCUGGGGCGAAAUCCACCUCCAACGCUGAAGUCGUCUAGUAAUCCUGUCAACCAAUCCGCUCCAAUUCUUUUCCAUGAAGCGCUCAGUUCCCAGGUAAAGACCCAGUAUUCUGAUGCCAUCCUUGCCCCAUACACACUGCUGUGGCAGCUGAGGAGGGUCCCGCCCAGACCACUGGCCCAGCAGGUACGUGGCGCUUUUGCUCCAGUUGACGCGAGUGGAAGAGGCACGCUGGAAAUCGCCAAGAAGUGCUGUAAGCACCUCCAUAUCCAUGUUGGACCUGAUAAAAACAGUGACGUCAUCUGCAUAAGCAGUAAGUGUAACAGUCACUCCUCCCCCAAGGCUGAUGCCAGGUACCGGUGCUCCCUGGAGACGCCUUCGAAAAGCCUGAAGCAGCGGCUCCACCGCCAGUGAGUACAGCAGCCCAGACAACCCACAGCCCUGCCGUAUCCCUCUGGUGACAGGAAAAGGCCUGGUGAGAGAGCCAUUAAUGUUCAGGAGGCUCCACACAUUGGUGUACAAGAGUCUAAUGUAAGAAACAAUCUUUGGACCAAAACCAAAAGCUUGAAGGGUCUUAAACAGAAAUGUGUGGUCCACUCUGUCAAAUGCCUUUUCCUGAUCUAAAGAGACCAGACCUGCGUCCAAACCUCAUUCUAACACAAAGGACAAAAAAUCUCUUGCAAAAAAAAGGUUAUCAAAAAUUGAACGCCCUGGUACACAGUAAGACUGAUCCCAGUGAAUGAUCGUUGAAACACAUGUUUUCAGCCGAUUAGUCAGAGCUUUGGACAAGAUCUUAUAACCCACACGAGAAGCAAGACCGGCCGCCAGUUCUUCAGAAGUCCCAGAUCACCCUUCUUGGGCAGCAGCGUUAGAACAGCCCUCCGGCAGCUGGAUGGAAGAAGGCCCAUAUCAACACUUUCUUGAAAAACACAGAACAAGUCUUCACCAAUCAGAGGCCAGAAACAUUUAUAAAAUUCCGCGGUCAGUCCAUCCAGGCCUGGUGCUUUCCCGACUGACUGCUCGUGGACAGCAGCAGUAAGUUCUGUCAGAGUCAAAGGCUCUUCCAGCUCAUGUCUGUCUGCGACUGAGAGACUUGGUAAGUCCCAAAGAAACUGAUCAGCCACUGUCUGAUCACAGGCCUCAGCACAGAACAGGUUCUCAUAAAAGGCUAUUGAGUGUUAAAAUCUCAUGCUUGUCAAACGUACUACGCCCAUCGGGGAGGAUCAAGUGCCGAAAGGUCUUUCUCUCUUCCCUGUGCUUCUCCAAUCCAAAGAAAUACGCGGUGGGGGGGGCGUCCAUAUCAGUCUCCUUCGUAUAGCGGCCCGGGCCAACGCUCCAGCCCCUCUCUCCACCAGAAGGUCUUUCAACAGGAGUCGGUUCCUCUGCAGGGCCUCAGCAUCUCCCACCCUGCCAGGCUCUGCUCCUGUGCACAGCCACAAGAUCUCAUCCUCCAGUCUUUUAAACCGGUUCUGUAGUUCAGUCUGGAAAUAUGCAGUAUAGUUCUAGCAGAAGAGCUUAAUUUGCACUUUUCCGACAUCCCACCAUUGACUGAGGGACUUGAAUUGUGAUUUUUUUCUCCCUCCACACCUCCCAGAAGGAGAAAGAUCGUACAAAGUGGUGGUCCUGAACUAAUUUAUUACUAAAACGCCAGUAACAAUGUUGUGAGGAGAAAUCAGUGCAAGAGAAAGUGACAGAAACAAAAUGAUGAUCGGAGAGAGGGAAGGGAGCGAUGCCACAGCUUAAAAAUCUGCCCUUAUUCUGAUAGUUUGUAUAAAAGCUGUCCAGCCGAGCAGCAGACACCAUGUUAGAGUUCACCUUCACCCAGGUAUACUGUCUGCACUUUGGGAAAUGGUCUCUCCACACAUCACUCAGACCAUGGUAGUCAAUAACAGAUCGCAGAACAGAAGCUGAACCAGGGUGAGGCUCCUCGCGAUUCCUGUCGAGCACGAGCUCCAGAGUAGAAUUAAAAUCACCAGCCAGAACAACAACGCUCUCCUGUGACAGUGUCUCUAAGAACGUGUUUAAAUCUGUAAAAAAGGCCACCCGUUCUGAGCCUACAUUUGGUGCAUACACAUUAAUAAAAGAGAACAACAGGUCAUGCAUGUAAAACUGAACACGCAGGAGCCUCCCAGGAACAACAUCUGUAACCACCGGUCGCAGGACUGGGACCCUCUGUGAGAACAGCAGAGCGACCCCAGCACUGACACAAGAGCCAUGACUAAAAACAACCUGGCCGCCCCAGUCAGCCCGCCACUGAGCCUGGUUCCCCUCAUCAAGGGGUGCUGGAGUCCAUGGAGGCCUGUGAGUCUUCCAAGUCAUCAGCCAAACUCUCUACGUCCUCAUAAUCUUUAUCAAAAUCCAGUAAGUGCAUGUCCAGCUCAGGCUCGGGAUGUUCCGCUGCGGUGUGUCUACAGGUGGGUCAGCGCCGGUCUCAGCGGGAGCGGAGUCACUCACCAGCUACCGCCAGCAGGCCCUGCUGCGUCCGGGCCGGGCUCCUCUGCCAGCCCGCUGUCUCAGCGGGAGCGGAGUCACUCACCGUGCCGCCGCCAGCGGGCCCUGCUGGGUCCGGGCCGGGCUCCUCUGCCAGCCCGCUGUCUCAGCGGGACCGGAGUCACUCACCGCGCCGCCGCCAGCGGGCCCUGCUGGGUCCGGGCCGGGCUCCUCUGCCAGCCCGCUGUCUCAGCGGGUCCGGAGUCACUCACCGCGCCGCCGCCAGCGGGCCCUGCUGCGUCCGGGCCGGGCUCCUCUGCCAGCCCGGCGUCUCAGCGGGAGCGGAGUCACUCACCGCGCUUCCGCCAGCAGGCCCUGCUGCUCCGGGCUGGGUACCUCUGCCAGCCCGCCGUCCCGGCGCGGCUCGGGAGCGAGGGGCGGAGCAGUGACUACGGGCGGGGGGGGCUUGUCCUCCCAGUCCCCACGGUCUGAGUCCAAGUCCGUUACUACAGUAUCGGCGCCCCCGCGGUGCCUCGUGCCCCUCCUCGCGCUCCCCCGGGGGGAGCUCCCCUCACGGGCAGGCCUGCCGCACAUGCCCAAAACCACCGCAGGCAUAACACUUCACACUCUCGGAGCUGUUAAAAUCAUAUAAACUUUCCCCUCCACUGUGAUCUUAACAGACACAUCCAGGACCUCCUGCGGCGCAUUAAGAAUCAUAAAUGUUUGCCGCCUAAAAGACAGGAAUCAUCCUAAUCGGGCUCACCAACUUCCCGUAGCACCCCAGAAUGUUGGACAGUAGUUCAUUUCUAAUAAAUGGGGGAACAUUAGAUAAACCAACUUUUUUUGACGGGCUUGAUAAAGGCAAUAUCUGUACGAAUUCAUCUUUAAUGUUGAGACCACUUUCUAUGAGGUCAUCAACGGAAACGUCUUUUAAAAAGAUCACAAUAGCUUUGUUCAUUCGUGACGCUGAAACAACAUUAGCGGCUCCAACUACUUCACUGACCGCGAGCAGACAGUCCUCCACCGAGACGGCGGGGUCAGGGACACACUUAAAGCUGUGCC